This is a messenger RNA of Lachancea fermentati, 678 nucleotides long. The record is from the annotation of a GenBank genome assembly. Lineage: Eukaryota; Fungi; Ascomycota; Saccharomycetes; Saccharomycetales; Saccharomycetaceae.
AUGGAAUUAGCAGCAAAAAAUGCUAAAAUUAUGGAGGAAAUAAUUCCAAAUGUUGUGAAGUACGCUCCCGACACCAUUUUACUAAUUGCCACGAAUCCUGUUGACGUUUUAACCUAUGCAAGCUACAAGCUGUCGGGUUUUCUUGCGAGUAGGAUUAUUGGGUCUGGCACUCUUUUGGACUCGACUAGGCUCAGAUGUAAUAUUGGCAGAUAUUACGGUAUUUCGUCAGACAGUGUAGAAGCUAGCAUCAUCGGAGAACAUGGUGAUUCAGAGCUUGCGGUGUGGUCCAGAGCAACAAUUGCGGGCAUGAGCCUUGCUGAAUUCUCUGCAGCUACUCAGCAAAAGUAUGACAAAGAGUCCCUGCAUAAAAUAUUCGAACAUACUCGUGAUGCAGCUUACAACAUUAUAAAGCGCAAAGGAUACACCGCGUACGGAAUUGCGGCUGCUCUGACACGUAUUGUGGAAGCCAUUUUGAGAGAUGAAGGAUCUCUGCUGACAGUUUCGAUUGUUGGAAAUUACUAUGGAGUAAAGGACGUGGCUUUGAGUGUUCCAACAAAAGUCGGAAGAGACGGCGCACACCACAUUAUGGACUUAAUUUUGAAUCAAGAUGAAACCGACAGAAUGAAGAGUUCUGCAAAAAAAAUCAGAUCUGCCUGCGAAUCUUUGGGGCUCGAUUAG